Messenger RNA from Cyanistes caeruleus (blue tit), 5238 nucleotides. It is a transcript of the gene VPS41, whose product is annotated as VPS41 subunit of HOPS complex. Gene Ontology annotation, molecular function: protein binding. NCBI's taxonomy places the organism in Eukaryota, Metazoa, Chordata, Aves, Passeriformes, Paridae. Gene Ontology annotation, cellular component: HOPS complex; late endosome. The record is from RefSeq and is a predicted model, not a curated record. Gene Ontology annotation, biological process: cellular response to starvation; vesicle-mediated transport; macroautophagy.
AAACUACAUUUCCCAGAGUGCCUCCGUACGGCCGGCUUCCUGCCCCUCACAUGACAGCUGCCUGGCCACGCCAUGGCGGAAGCCGGGGAGAAGGAAACCAGGUCUAAUGAGGAAUCAACAGAUGAAUCUGAGUUGUUUGCUUGUUAAACCAGUGCAGAUGUUCAUGUUCUGCAAAGAGGAAGAUGAGAGUGAAGAAGAACCUAAGCUCAAGUAUGAAAGGCUUUCUAAUGGAGUGACUGAAAUUCUCCAGAAGGACGCAGCCAGCUGCAUGACAGUGCAUGAAAAGUUUUUGGCACUGGGAACACAUUAUGGCAAAGUUUAUUUACUUGAUGUCCAGGGGAACAUCACGCAGAAGUUUGAUGUUAGCCCAGUAAAGAUAAAUCAGAUCAGCCUGGAUGAAAGUGGAGAACACAUGGGUGUUUGCUCAGAAGAUGGGAAGGUUCAAGUGUUUGGAUUAUAUUCAGCAGAAGAGUUUCAUGAAACGUUUGACUGUCCUAUUAAAAUUGUUGCUGUUCAUCCUCAUUUUGUAAGAUCCCAGUUCAAGCAAUUUGUAACAGGAGGAAAGAAGUUGCUGUUAUAUGAAAGAGGCUGGAUGAAUAGAUGGAAGCCUUCGGUUUUACAUGAAGGGGAAGGAAAUAUCAGAAAUGUAAAAUGGAGAGGGCACUUAAUUGCUUGGGCUAAUAAUAUGGGCGUGAAGAUACUUGACAUGAUCUCCAAGCAAAGAAUUACUAAUGUGCCUCGAGAUGACAUAAGCCUUCGCCCAGAUAUGUAUCCCUGCAGCCUUUGCUGGAAGGAUAAUUUAACGCUGAUUAUUGGCUGGGGAAAUUCAGUAAAGAUUUGCUCAGUAAAAGAACGUCAUGCCAGUGAAAUGCGUGACCUACCGAACCGCUACGUGGAAAUAGUUUUCCAAUUUGAGACUGAAUUCUACAUCAGUGGACUUGCACCUAUCUGUGACCAGCUUGUUAUACUUUCAUAUGUGAAGGAGAUCUCCGAAAAAACGGAAGUGGAGUGUUGUGCAAGGCCUAGACUCGAUAUUGUACAACCCCUACCUGAGUCCUGUGAAGAGAUCUCUUCUGAUGCACUAACAGUACGAGGAUUUCAGGAAAAUGAAUGUCGUGAUUAUCAUUUAGAAUAUUCGGAAGGUGAAUCACUUUUUUAUAUCAUCAGCCCAAGAGAUGUGGUUGUGGCUAAAGAGCGGGACCAAGAUGAUCACAUUGACUGGCUUCUUGAAAAGAAGAAAUACGAAGAAGCUUUGAUGGCAGCUGAGAUCAGUCAGAAAACCAUAAAAAAGCACAAGAUUUUGGACAUUGGCUUAGCCUAUAUAAAUCACCUGGUGGAGAAAGGAGAGUAUGACCUUGCUGCUCGAAAGUGCCAGAAAAUCCUUGGCAAAAACACAGAACUCUGGGAAUUUGAAGUUUACAAGUUUAAAGAAAUAGGUCAGCUUAAAGCAAUUAGUCGUUACUUGCCAAGACGAGAUCCAGUUUUGAAACCUCUGAUCUACGAAAUGGUCCUGCAUGCAUUUUUGGAAAGUGACUAUGAGGGGUUUGCAACCCUAAUAAAAGAGUGGCCUGGAGAUCUGUACAACAACACAAUCAUAGUUCAAGCUGUAGUGGAUCACCUGAAGAAAGAUCCACAGAACAGGACUCUGCUAAGAACACUUGCAGAACUGUACACUUAUGAUCAGCGCUAUGGCAGAGCCCUAGAAAUCUACCUAACUCUGAGGCACAAAGAUGUCUUCCAGUUGAUCCACAAACACAAUCUCUUCAGUUCUAUCAGAGACAAAAUUGUUCUGCUCAUGGAUUUUGAUUCAGAGAAAGCGGUAGACAUGCUUUUGGAUAAUGAAGAUAAAAUUUCCAUUGACAGAGUUGUUGAAGAAUUAGAAAACAGGCCUGAGUUACAGCAUGUGUAUUUACACAAGCUUUUCAAAAGAGACCACCAUAAAGGCCAGCGAUAUCAUGAGAAACAGAUCAGCCUUUAUGCUGAAUAUGAUCGACCAAACUUACUUCCAUUUCUCAGAGACAGCACACACUGCCCACUGGAGAAGGCUCUUGAAAUCUGCCAGCAGAGGAACUUUGUAGAAGAGACAGUCUAUCUUCUGAGCAGAAUGGGUAAUAGCCGCAGUGCCUUGAAGAUGAUAAUGGAAGAACUGCAAGAUGUAGAUAAAGCUAUUGAAUUUGCCAAGGAACAAGAUGAUGGAGAACUUUGGGAAGAUCUCAUUCUAUAUUCUAUUGACAAACCACCUUUUAUUACUGGUUUGUUGAACAAUAUUGGAACUCAUGUUGAUCCUAUUCUUUUGAUCCACCGCAUUAAGGAAGGCAUGGAGAUUCCUAAUUUGAGAGACUCACUAGUAAAAAUUCUUCAAGACUACAACUUGCAGAUCUUGCUGCGGGAAGGUUGCAAAAAGAUACUCGUUGCCGAUUCCCUUUCUUUAUUGAAGAAAAUGCAUCGAACUCAGAUGAAGGGUGUUCUAGUGGAUGAGGAGAAUAUCUGUGAAUCAUGUCUGUCUCCAAUACUUCCUUCAGAUGCGUCCAAGUCCUUCAGUGUGGUAGUGUUCCACUGCAGACACAUGUUUCACAGAGAGUGCCUACCCGUAUCUAACACAGUAUCUUCUGUCCAGUUCUGCAAUAUAUGCAGUGCCAAACACCGGGGACCAGGAAGUGCAGUCCUGGAGAUGAAGAAAUAGCAAUGGCCUCGUUCUCCAUGUCAGUCAGUGACACCAAAUCUGUUAGGAUCAUGCAGAGCCACUGUAUUUUUCCAUUAGACAUCAUUUCUGUAUAUAACUUUGAUUGUGAUUUGAAAGUGGUUCCUGUAAUUUAUCCUGUUUAUUGAAUAUCUUGGGUAAUGAGAAAAUGUGAAAAUCUUUCUCUGGUAAUCUUUGUUAUGCAAUUCAUAUGUCAUGGUUCCUUUGCUCAGCUUGUUAUUUCAUUCUGGAACAAAAAAAAAAAAUAAAAUGGGAAGGAAAAACCCAUGUGAUUUAGAGAUUUGUGUUUGCUAUCAGAUAACGUGCUUUACAGUUUGGAUCCACAUCAGGCUUGGGGUUGGAUAUUGUAAAGAAAAAUGUAUUGCCAGGAAUUCAGCUCACCAGGCUACUUCAGUCCUGUUUUAGUCUGUUAGGGACCUGUUUACCUUGAGACCCAUAGGAGUCUGACUCCUUUCAGUGGAAUUGCUUCAGAACUUGAAGUUGUCUGUGUGUCAACUCAUAUCUCCAGUUAACAAAUUUGUUAACUAUGAAUUCCAUACAUUGGCAACUUCCCUUGGUUACACAUUCAUAGUUUAUUAGAAACUGGUUAAUUACUUAAUUCAUUUUCACAAUGCAGUAGUUUAAAGUGAGCUUUUCUCAUGUUCAAGACAUACAGAAACUUUAUUUUUAAAUGUCAACAGUAGGUCUUUAUGCUUAUUUUAUGUGAGUUUGAAGUGCAUGGUUUCAUUUAAGUGCAAGGGGGAAAAAAAUGUAUCUGAACUUUCAAAGGUGAGCUCUCUAGAAGUUUCUUUAUGCCUUAGCAAUUUAACAGCUAAGUUAAAUAAGUCAAUUGAAUGUUAACAAAUCCAUAUUUUUCAUUUGAACUGUGUUCUGUUUUGUCGAUCCAAAGGAAGUGAUCUAAGUGAUCUUUCAGAAUGUCUUCACAGUAAUGUAAUCUGUUUAUAAUAUAUGCUGACUAAAUUCAAUAUAAGCAUCUUUUCUUUAAGAAAAAUGAACAGAACUCCCAAGUUAUUUUUCUGCUUUUUAAUAACUUGAGUUUGAAAGUAAAAAAUAUAUUGUUUUGACAUCAAAUUGUACUGUUUAAACUAGUUAACAUACUAAAUUCUAAAACAAUGGUAUAUACUGCAGUCUGUCUGUAAAACUGGAAAAUACUGUACCUCUAAUACAAUACCUUCUUCUUAUAGUACCUUAUUCCUGUGUAAGUACACCUUAAAUUAAUUUCUGCUGUGGAAACUUGGAUUUCUAGUUUAUGUAUAUUCAUAAUACUCUUAAAUCCUCUGAGGAAUUGGUCUAGCAAUCUGAAGAAUUUUUUUUUUUUCCCCACUGUACAGAUCUGUAUAACACUGGAAUAAAAUUUUAUGUGUUUAGAAAUGCUAGGACUUACUCUGCAUGACUACAUAUGCAAAACAAUCGUAAAAAGAACAGAUCUCUCAAAAGCAUAGUAAUGUGUUAAUACAGACAGUUGAGGAAAAAAUAAAAACUGGUGCAAAUUAUUAAUGAACAUAGAGCAAGUGAAAUAACAGAAGGGUAGGUAGUUUGUAGUGCAGAGCAUAGUCUGCAUACAUCAUUUCACCUAAAAGAAUUAGUGCCUGGCUUUGCAGCUGUUCGUUUUCAGCAGCUAGUACACAUUCUCAGGUAUAUUGUUCCUUUAUCCAUUCUUCACUACACUGAUCAGGAAAGCUGCUUUGAUUCCUAGCAAAUGAAAUGUUCCAGUGAGCUCAAAGGUUGUUUCACCAUGAUGUUUGAGUUAUUGCCAUGCCAUGCCUGUAAUUUUUUUUUUUUAAACCCCCCCUUCUUCAUUAGCUUUAAGCAGCUUUUCUAUGUUAUAUGCUAAGAAUGCAAUAAGCUGUCAGCUUACAGGAGGAAAAAGUCAAAUUUCUUAGAUACAUGUAUAUGGAAAAGUGACCUGUAGAUUAGUUAUAUGAUAAUUUCAAGAAGAAUUUUUUUUACUUCAGCUUGGCCUUAAAUUCCCUAAAGCAUUUGAGCAUUCUUUGGCUCAGUUUGCUAGCCUGCCAUCAUCAGCAAUCAUACUGCAUUAUACCCUGGCAUACUCUUUGCAUUAUGCAAGUAAUUUUAAACCACUGUAUGAAAAUCUAAUCAAAAUCUUCUCUAAAUCCAAAGCUUCUUUCAUUUGGGCUUCAGGGACUACCCUUUUUAUGUUCCUGAAGUCUAAAUUAGCUCAUUAAGAUUCACCAAGAAAUGUACAGACCUGACUUUGAUACACCCUUCUUCCUAAGAAGCCUUUACAUCAUAGAAAAAAUCUGAUAUUAGAGUCUAAAAUAUUCAGCUACCCAAAAGCUUUUCUCCUGAAGAAGAAUUUUGCCUAAGAAGUAACUGUAAAGUUGCAGAGCCUAUCAGAAAAGUACAGAGUAUCACUUGAUCAGUUUCACCUGCACUUACUUCAGAUUUCAUAGUUUUUGUGCUUCUAAGGUAAACCUAAAAUAAACUUAAAAGCUGUUUUUUCUCUGUUACAUUCAGUUCUGUGUGAGUUCUUGACCAAUAAAGCUAACUGAAAGGAUUCAUGAUGGAUUAAGUAA